UGCUGGGUGGUGGGUGAGGGACCAGCUUUCUCUGCUAGUUCCCACCCUUGCAGUCCUGAGCUCCUGGAAUGCGAGAAGGAGAAGCUCAGAGAGUUCCAGAAGUGUGGCGUCGAGCCAUCAUCCGGAAGGCCUGCGAACGGAAGAGACUCCUAGACGGAGGAACCGCUGUAAGCUACCGGGUGGGCAUCGAGGAAGCGGAGGGAGCAGCUGGCGGGGUCCCAUCUUGCUCUCUGUUGGGGUGCCAUGGAGUUCCCAGAACACAGUCAGCAGCUGCUCCAGAGCCUCCGGGAGCAGCAAUCCCAGGGUUUCCUUUGCGACUGCACCGUGAUGGUGGGCAGCACUCAGUUCCUAGCCCAUCGAGCAGUGCUGGCUUCCUGCAGCCCCUUCUUCCAGCUUUUCUACAAGGAGCGGGAAUUGGACAAGAGGGAUCUGGUGUGUAUUCACAAUGAGAUCGUCACAGCCCCUGCUUUUGGGUUGCUCCUGGAUUUCAUGUAUGCGGGCCAGCUGGCACUCAGAGGGGAUACCCCCCUGGAGGAUGUGCUGGCAGCCGCCAGCUACCUGCAUAUGAAUGACAUCGUCAAGGUGUGUAAACAGCGGCUGCAGGCCCGGGCCCUGACCGAAGCAGACAGUACCAAGAAGGAAGAGGAGCCCAACUCCCAGCCCCCUAGUCUGGAGUUUUUGUCCAGCACCGCCCGCGGCCCGCAGCCGGCGUUGGCAUCUGCCGAGACAUCAGGUCACUGGGGCAAAGAAGAAUGGAAAGACCCUGCUGUGCCCUCACCCAACGUCCGUCCUCCAGAUGAGCCACCCCUGCCUGGUGGGGCUGAUACCACACAGCCUGGCAUGGAGGUCGACUCACCGCAUCUACGGGCACCUCCGCCACCAGUGGCUGACCUCUCCCUGGCCAGCCCCAGUAGCUCCACCGAGACAAUUCCUGCCAGCUACUUUCCUGCUCUCCCAGCAGUCUCUGUGGAGUCCCUUACAUCCCUUGAUGUAGGUCCCGAGAGCCUAAGGGUGGUGGAAACGAGGGAUCCUGGAGGACCUUUGCCAGGUUUCUAUCCGCCAGCCCCGGCUCCGGCUCCGGCUCCAGCUCCAGCUCCGGCCCCAGCCCCAGGCCCAGUCUCAGCUCCAGUCCCAGUCCAGGCUCCAGCUCCAGCUGAGGCUGAGCUGGUUCAGGUCAAAGUGGAGGCCAUUGUGAUCUCCGAUGAGGAGACUGAUGUGUCGGAAGGACAGCCCCAGGAUCCUUCAGAAGGACUCUUUGCCUCUGGAGGAGCCCUGUAUGGUGCACAGCCCUCCCAACCAGAGGCCUUUGAGGAGCCAGGGGCAGCAGGACUGGCAGAGGUGGGGCCCAGCGACCACUUCCUUCCCCCCGAGCCUCACCUACCCUACCAUCUGCUGCCGGGCCCAGGGCAGUAUCCUCGUGGCCUAGUGACCUCGCCCCUGCCGGCACCCCCAACCCUGCACGAGCCACUUUACCCGCCUUCUGAGUACGAAGCAACUCCUGGAAACUUUGGCGUUUUUACUGAAGACGUUCCCACCUGCAAGACGUGUGGGAAGACCUUCUCUUGCUCCUACACGCUGCGGCGACACGCCACCGUGCACACACGAGAGCGACCCUAUGAGUGCCGCUACUGCCUGCGCAGCUACACGCAGUCAGGGGACCUCUACCGCCACAUCCGCAAGGCGCACAACGAGGACCUGGCGAAACGCAGUAAGCCGGACCCGGAGGCUGGCUGCAUCCUUGGGGUGCAGCCCCUCCCGGGCUCCCCCACAACAGACAGACAGAGCAGCGGUGCUGGAGGGCCACCUAAAGAUUUUGUGCUUGGCACCAAAAACUGACAUGUGGUGCACGAGGUGAUGGAAGCCCCCACUCGCCGCCCUCAUGUGGCUUCACUCCUGCUGAGUGAUGGAAUGAUGGUUGUGCCCAGCUUGAAGUUUAUUAUCCUUUUCUUUGCCCAAGCAGGAUGGUACAGGGCAGAGUGUAAGGCUCAGCUCUUUGCAAGUGCGUGUGGGGCAUUUUCCUGAGGGCUGAUUCCUUCUCAGCUGUUUGGAAACAUAAAGCUAGCAGCGAAUAAGUAUCUCUUUGAAUUGGUGUGUUGGCUGGUCUCUUUCACAAACCUGCAUGCCUCUUACUUCUAAUUCUUUUAGAAAUGUGACAUCUGUACCUGGCGUAGGGGGUGGGGAUCUGCCUGCUUAGCAGGAGAGAAGGGAGUUAGAGGGCAAGGGAAACUCAGGGAAAGAUGCCAACUAGGGAAUCUUACACAAUUACGGCUUAGUGUUGUAAUUGUGUUCUGUCUUAAGCACUUCAGAAUAUUUAAUCUGCAACAACUUUGUGGGGUCUUGGGGUAUUAGCAUUCACCCCUCCCCCCCGCUGUGCUCAACAAACUUGAGACUCAAAACUCCAGAGUUAACUUGGUUACAAUUACAGAAUGAAUUUAAGGGGUAAAUCAGGAUUUGAACCUGGCUGUGACCACACACUGUGUGUGCUGGUGUAAAAUAGGAGAGUUAACUGGAGUUUUUUGCCCUUCUCUGGCUCUGCUCCCUGGUUCCCUCUGCUUUCCACACGGAAAGGCCAUUGGCUGCUUUAGGCAACAGGUACUACAUGGAUGGCUUAAUAUUUUGGCCUUCAUGUCAUAAAUGAGAACUGAGGUCUUUGGAACUGGAAGGCAACUGGGAAGGCAUGAACCAUUUCAGCCACUCGGUGGUAGACUGUUGGAAUAAGCUGAGGGCCUAUGGUGGCAUGGAAAUGGACACUUGU
Molecule: messenger RNA, 2755 nt
Organism: Ochotona princeps (American pika)
Lineage: Eukaryota; Metazoa; Chordata; Mammalia; Lagomorpha; Ochotonidae
Gene: ZBTB3
Product: zinc finger and BTB domain containing 3
Exons: 2
Coding region: 244-1836 (530 amino acids)
Biological process (GO): regulation of transcription by RNA polymerase II
Cellular component (GO): nucleus
Molecular function (GO): RNA polymerase II cis-regulatory region sequence-specific DNA binding; DNA-binding transcription factor activity, RNA polymerase II-specific; protein binding
Source: RefSeq, a predicted model, not a curated record